Punica granatum (pomegranate) is the source of this 1604-nucleotide messenger RNA. The record is from RefSeq and is a predicted model, not a curated record. Lineage: Eukaryota; Viridiplantae; Streptophyta; Magnoliopsida; Myrtales; Lythraceae.
GUUCACACGUGUCAGCAAAACCUCACACGCGCGAAAAGCCGCGAAGGCUCAACAGAACAGAAGUUGCAGAGCGCGCGCGAGAGAGAGAGAGAGAGCUGAGCAGAAGAAGAGAAGCGAACCUCUGCUUCACGAAAAUGGGGAUAAAGGGUUUAACGAAGCUGCUCGCCGACAAUGCGCCUAAGGCGAUGAAGGAGCACAAAUUCGAGAGCUACUUCGGCCGGAAAAUCGCCAUUGACGCCAGCAUGAGCAUCUAUCAGUUCCUGAUUGUGGUGGGAAGGGUUGGUACGGAUACAUUAACCAAUGAGGCAGGGGAGGUCACAAGUCACUUGCAAGGCAUGUUUACCCGAACGAUCAGGCUUUUGGAGGCUGGAAUAAAGCCGGUUUAUAUCUUCGAUGGUCAACCUCCUGAACUGAAGAAACAAGAACUUGCUAAGCGUUUUUCAAAGAGGGCUGAUGCUACUGAGGAUUUGUCAGAAGCCAGGGAGAUAGGCAAUAAGGAAGAUAUCGAGAAGUUCAGUAAGCGAACAGUCAAAGUGACAAAGCAGCACAAUGAAGAUUGCAAGAGACUUCUAAGGCUCAUGGGAGUGCCUGUAAUUGAGGCUCCUUCUGAAGCAGAGGCACAAUGUGCUGCACUUUGCAAGUCGGGGCAGGUUUAUGCGGUGGCUUCUGAAGACAUGGAUUCUCUCACUUUCGGAGCUCCUAGAUUUCUACGUCACCUCAUGGAUCCAAGCUCCAGAAAAGUACCAGUGAUGGAGUUUGAAAUUUCAAAGAUUCUGGAGGAGCUGAACCUCAUUAUGGACCAAUUCAUUGACCUCUGCAUUCUCUCUGGAUGUGAUUAUUGUGAAAGCAUUCGAGGUAUCGGGGGACAGACCGCUUUGAAGCUUAUUCGUCAACAUGGCUCCAUAGAGAACAUAUUGGAAAACAUUAAUAAGGAGAGAUAUCAAAUACCAGAAAACUGGCCAUACGAACAGGCCCGAGAACUGUUCAAGAAUCCACUAGUCUUCUCUGAGAAAGAGCAUCCAGAGAUAAAAUGGGGUGCUCCUGAUGAAGAGGGGUUGAUCACCUUCUUGGUGAAUGAGAAUGGGUUCAACAUUGAUAGAGUUACAAAGGCAAUAGAAAAGAUCAAGACAGCCAAGAAUAAGUCGUCGCAGGGACGGUUAGAAUCCUUCUUCAAGCCAGUUGCUAACACAUCAACACCCAUUAAAAGAAAGGAAACUUCAGAGAGUGCUAAAGAAACUGCGAUUAAAAAGGCUAAGGCUGCAGGUGGCAAGAAGAAGAAAUAGUGUAUGUCGUUUAAACUUGAUGCUUGAUUUAACGGCCAUCUGACCAGUAAGCGGAAGAGUUCAAGAGGGAAUCACUAUGGUUGCUCGUAGUGGACUUAUUGUACCAUAACUGUAGAUUCUGUCGUGUUCAGUGUACUUCAUGGAAGUUGUGGUAACCAGAAAAAGAAAACUGUGGCACCUGCAGUGUCUAUGUCGGAGCUUACCGAUUCGUACACUCGAAACAUAGUUCCUUUUGAAGGGCUUGUAUAUGUCUCUGUCCCCUUCUCGACGUCGGUGGACAUGUACUUUGAUACCCGUAUAGGAGUUCCGAUUUCUUCAGUA